Cydia fagiglandana is the source of this 769-nucleotide messenger RNA. RefSeq lists its product as uncharacterized. Bases 206 to 769 code for a protein of 187 amino acids. The transcript has 3 exons. NCBI's taxonomy places the organism in Eukaryota, Metazoa, Arthropoda, Insecta, Lepidoptera, Tortricidae. The record is from RefSeq and is a predicted model, not a curated record.
AAGUUUAUUGUUUUGUUUAGUUUUUGUUAGUGUCUUUUUGUUUCGUUGUACAUAAUUUUCUUAUUCAAAUUAGUUAUCAGUAGUUUUUAACAAAAUUGCUUGUAAAAAUACUGGUAGGCAAGGAAACGUACUUAUUCUCUUUUAGCUAAAAACGUAUAUUAUAUUUUUCAUCGCCAAAUUUUAACCACUGUGUUCACCAUUCACCAUGCCCAUGAAUUUAAUAAUCAAACAAAAACAGCAUGGAUCAUUCUUGAAAUUAAGAUGCAUGAUAUCCAUCCUUGAAGAAGAAAAUGAAGUGCAGAGCGAAGAAUUUACUGUUAAUGAAUUAGCUACGGUGCGUUUCAAAUUUUACACCAAGGAUAGUCAAAGUGCACUUUUGACUUUCAUUACUGCACAACAGCACGUAAAAGCUAAAGAUGAUAAAAUUGAUAAAGUUAAACUGAAGGUGUCUUGUCUUGAAUUUGAUAAGCCAUUGUAUUCUGAGUGGUUCUGCAGAGAGAGAAAGGAAACCAGAAAACUUGGUGAAAAAUUAAAUUGUGAUAUUAGUUUAAACAAUGUGCGCACAUGUCUUUUGAAUAUCACUAUUUCUGCACACAAGGUUCAAGACUGUUUGCUUGUGAAGCUUUAUAAUGAUGUGGAGUUCACCGACUUUAAUUUGGGAUCUGAAAAUGGUAGCGUUGCUGUACAUAGAGCGCACCUGGCAGCCCAUAGGGCCUUUAGAAGCAGCGUUAGGCCCGAGCAAGGGCCCAACGCUUUCUGUUCUAUUUGA